Triplophysa dalaica is the source of this 6929-nucleotide messenger RNA. It is a transcript of the gene heatr5b, whose product is annotated as HEAT repeat containing 5B. The record is from RefSeq and is a predicted model, not a curated record. The transcript is spliced from 36 exons. Bases 55 to 6174 code for a protein of 2039 amino acids. NCBI's taxonomy places the organism in Eukaryota, Metazoa, Chordata, Actinopteri, Cypriniformes, Nemacheilidae. Gene Ontology annotation, cellular component: Golgi apparatus; membrane; endocytic vesicle. Gene Ontology annotation, biological process: intracellular protein localization; endocytosis; retrograde transport, endosome to Golgi.
CGGAAGUGACGUAACCCUCCCCAAAACAGCUGAGCUGACGUUACGACAGCAGGAAUGGAGUUGGCACACAGUUUACUGCUGAAUGAAGAAGCCCUGGCUCACAUCACUGAAGCCAAGAGAGCCGUCUUCAUAUUCGAGUGGCUCAGGUUUCUGGAUAAAGUUAUUAUUGCAGCUAAUAAGGUUGAUGUGAAGGAGAAACAGAAGAAGUUGGUGGAACAGCUGACGGGUUUGAUCAGCAGCUCUCCUGGCCCGCCCACCAGAAAACUCCUGGCCAAGAACUUGGCUGUUCUCUACAGCAUCGGAGACACCUUCACCGUCUUCCAGACGCUCGACAAGUGUAAUGACAUCAUCAAGAGUAAAGACGACACGCCGGCGUAUCUACCCACCAAACUUGCUGCAGUGGCCUGUGUCGGGGCGUUCUACGAGCGAAUGGGCCGAAUGUUGGGCAGCUCUUUUCCUGAAACCAUCAAUAACCUCCUCAAGGCUCUGAAGAGCGCAGAGUCUCAGGGUCGAGGUGAGAUCCUGCUCAGUUUGCAGAAGGUCCUUCACGGUCUGGGUGGGGCGGCCUCCUCCUGUCACAGAGAUAUUUACAAGAACGCACGAUCCCUGCUGACUGACAGAUCCAUGGCCGUCCGCUGCGCUGUCGCAAAGUGUUUGUUAGAGCUUCAGAACGAGGCGGUGUUCAUCUGGACCACUGAGCUGGAGAAUGUGGCCACGCUGUGUUUUAAAGCUCUUGAAGGCUCAACGUAUGGUGUACGUGUUGCUGUCUCCACACUCCUGGGAACCGCCAUGGCCACAGCACUGAUGCCCAAACAGGCCACAGUAAUGCGUCAGAAUGUGAAGCGAGCGACACUGGAGGAGGUUCUGGAGUUGAUGGCCACAGGUUUCCUCCGUGGAGGUUCUGGCUUUCUGAAGAGCGGAGGAGAGAUGCUGAAGGGAGCGUCCGUCAGUCGGGAGGUGCGGGUUGGUGUCACGCAGGCAUACGUUGUGUUCGUUACCACACUGGGAGGUCAGUGGUUGGAACGUAACUUCGCUGCAUUUUUAUCUCAUUUACUGGAGCUGGUGGCUCACCCACGGGCCACACAGACUCACGUCGAGGCUGUAUAUUCACGCCGCUGUGUCUCCUUCGCCUUGCGCGCGACUCUGGGCGGUCUUCUGGGCGAGAAGGCUCAAAUCGCCGCUGCUAAGGAAAUCUGUCUGGCCAUCAGCAAACAGAUGAAAGCUGUGGAGGCUGUAGUGAACGACCCCAGCGGUGAGAACCGGACCGGAGCUGCGGACGUGUCAGCUAGUCAGCAUGUGAUGGUGUGCGCUCUUAAAGAACUGGGCAGUCUGGUGCAGAGUCUGAGCGCUACUGCGUCCCCUCUCAUCCAGGACCCAUCUGUCGCAGGUUUUUUGGAGACGGUAACGUCGGUGCUGUUGCACCCGAGCAUGGCGGCCCGUCUGGCAGCGGCCUGGUGCCUGCGCUGUGUUGCCGUAGCCGUGCCGCACCAGCUGACGCCUCUGCUGGAGCGCUGCGCUGAAUGCAUCAAUAACCUGAAGAACUCACCGGAGGCCGUCAGCGGCUAUAGCUUUGCCAUGGCUGCUCUUCUGGGUGGAGUCUAUCAGUGUCCACUGGGCAUCCCACACUCCAAGGGCAAGAUGGUGGUGAGUAUAGCUGAAGAUCUUCUGCGUUCUGCAUCUCAGAACAGCCGUCUGUCUCUGCAGAGGACUCAAGCAGGCUGGCUGCUCCUAGCUGCUCUCAUGACUUUAGGACCAUCUCUGGUGCGCUACCACCUGCCCAAGAUGUUGCUGCUGUGGCGUAACGUGUUUCCUCGCUCUCAGAAAGAGCUGGAGGCCGAGAAAGCGCGAGGAGACUCCUUUAGCUGGCAGGUGAUGCUGGAGGGACGUGCCGGCGCUCUGUGCGCCAUGCGCAGCUUUGUGGCUCAUUGUCCAGAGCUGUUGACUGAGGACGUGAUCCGUAGGCUGAUGACACCCAUCGAGUGCGCAAUGACCAUGAUGUCUCAUGUUCCCGCAGUGAUAAAGGUUCACGGUGCUCAUCUGAAGGCUAGUGCUGCAAUGGUCCGUCUGCGACUCUAUGACAUACUGGCUCUACUGCCGCCCAAAACAUAUGAAGGCAGUUUUAACGCUUUGCUGAGGGAGUUGGUGGCCGAGUUCACGCUGACAGACAACUCGGCCAACACCACAGCCUCUCUUCUGCGCUCGCUCUGUCAUUAUGACGACAGUGUACUGAUGGGGUCAUGGCUCCAGGAAACAGAUCACAAAUCCAUUGAAGAUCAGCUGCAGCCCAACAGCGCAUCGGGCAGUGGAGCUCUGGAGCACGACCCGUCCUCCAUUUACCUGCGAGUACCUGUAGGCGAGGCUGUCCCCGGACCGCUGCCGCUGGGUGUGUCGGUCAUCGAUGCAUCCGUCGCUCUGUUUGGAGUGGUCUUUCCACAUGUCUCGUUCAAACACAGAUUGCAAAUGCUGGAUCACUUUGCUGAGUGCAUUAAACAAGCUAAAGGUGUCCGUCAACAGGCUGUCCAGCUGAACAUUUUCACCGCGGUGCUGAGCGCCCUCAAGGGACUGGCUGAAAACAAGAGCAGCCUCGGCCCAGAGGAGGUACGGAAGUCUGCUCUGGCGCUGGUGAUGGGAGCGUUGGACAACCCUAACCCGAUCCUGCGGUGUGCUGCUGGAGAAGCUCUGGGGAGAAUGGCUCAGGUCGUAGGAGAAGCUUCUUUCAUCGCCAGGAUGGCACAGCACAGCUUUGACAAGUUGAAGUCGGCGCGUGACGUGGUGUCCAGGACGGGCCACUCUCUGGCUUUAGGCUGUCUCCAUCGGUACGUGGGAGGCAUCGGCUCGGGUCAGCACCUGAAGACCAGUGUAAGCAUCCUGCUGGCCCUGGCUCAAGAUGCCACGUGUCACGAGGUGCAGACGUGGGCCCUGCACUCUCUGGCUCUCAUUGUGGACUCCAGCGGGCCCAUGUAUAGGGGUUAUGUGGAGCCCACCCUGUCUCUGGUGCUGACUCUGCUGCUGACCGUCCCUCCGUCACACACAGAGGUGCAUCAGUGUCUGGGCCGCUGUCUCGGGGCGCUCAUCACCACUGUGGGCCCAGAACUGCAGGGUAACAGCGGCACUAUCUCUACCAUCCGUUCCUCAUGUCUGGUGGGCUGCGCCAUCAUGCAGGAUCACUCUGAUUCGCUGGUUCAGGCAGCUGCCAUCUCCUGUCUGCAGCAGCUUCAUAUGUUCGCCCCGCGUCACGUCAACCUAACCAGCCUAGUGCCCUGCCUCUGUGUGCACCUGUGCAGCUCUCACCUGCUGCUACGGCGCGCCGCUGUGGCAUGUCUCAGGCAGUUAGCGCAGAGAGAGGCGGCAGAGGUCUGCGAAUACGCCAUGAGUCUGGCCAGAAGAGCUGGUGACGGCAAAGACCAUGCAAACAUCAAUCUGAACAUCACGGAGACGGGCUUAGAAGGGGUUCUGUUUGGAAUGCUGGACCGUGAGACGGAUAGGAAGUUGUGUUCAGACAUUCAUGACACGCUGGGUCACAUGCUCUCCUCUCUGGCUGUGGAGAAACUUCCUCACUGGCUAAAACUCUGCAAAGAUGUGCUAGCGGCUACCACAGAGGUUGGUGGAACUGUUGUGUCUGACGGCAGACGUAAGGAGGAGGAUGAAGACUCCGAGAAGAAGGACGAGAUGGAUGAUGACAUCAUGUUCUCAACACUGGGUCAAGAUGACAAAUCCAAACCCUCCGUAGCCCCUCGCUGGGUGACGCGUGUAUUUGCUGCCGACUGUUUGUGUCGAAUCAUUCAUCUGUGUGAAAAUGCAGACAAAGCUCACUUCGACCUGUUGGCCGCCCGCGUUGCCAAGGAUAAGAACCCUGCAGGUGAUUAUCUGGUGCUGCACCUGUGUGAUUUGAUUCGCAUGGCCUUCAUGGCUGCGACGGAUCACAGUAACCAGCUGCGGAUGGCCGGUCUGCAGGCUCUGGAGGUCAUCAUUAAGAAGUUUGCAGCUGUGCCUGAACCAGAGUUCCCCGGUCAUGUCAUACUGGAGCAGUACCAGGCCAACGUUGGUGCGGCACUUCGGCCAGCAUUUUCUCCUGAUACACCCUCGGACAUCACAGCCAAAGCCUGUCAGGUAUGCAGUGCGUGGAUUGGAAGUGGUGUUGUCAGCGAUCUCAAUGACUUGCGUCGUGUCCACAACCUGUUGGUCUCCUCUCUGGACAAAGUUCAGACCGGCAAGGGUCCAUCCAGCCAGCUGUACAGCGAGAGCGCCACCACCAUGGAGAAGCUGGCCGUCCUGAAAGCGUGGGCCGAGGUAUUUGUAGUGGCUAUGAAUAUAAAGAAAGAGUGUCAGUCUAGAGAAGCUCACGAUGAUAACGAUGAGGAAGAAGAAGAGGAACAGGAGGAGCGAGAUGAAAGAGACAUUCUGCCUCCGGACAGUCUAAUGACGUUAGUUCAGCCCGAGCUGCCGGCUCUCAGUCGUCUAUGGCUGGCGGUGUUGAGGGAUUACGCUCUGUUAACUCUGCCUGCUGAAUUCUCCAGCCAGCUGCCACCAGAGGGAGGGGCUUUCUACACCCCAGAGACUAUAGAUACAGCACGUCUUCACUAUCGUAACUCGUGGGCAUCUAUCCUGAAUGCAGAGGCUCUUUGGCUCAGCAGCACGGGCUUCGGGACCCGUGAGGACGCUCCGGAGGGCAAGGCUGGCCCCUUCAAAGUGCCCAGCGUGGCUCCUGUUCCCGGCCAAAACCCACAGGAUCUAGUGAAGGACCGACUGCACCUUCUUCUGGGCAUCAGCAUUGAGUUCUUGUGUUUUCCUCGUGCCGAGGAGCCCAUCGAGGAUGUGAUGUCAUGUCUGCAUGCUCUCUGCACACUGCUGGACUCGUCUGCUGCCCGCACACACAUCGCUGAGGACCAGUUGCUGGCUGUGGAGCUGCUGAAUGUGCUUCAUCGACUCUUAUUAACACGAGAUCCGCCCAGCGUACAGCUGCAGGUGAUUGCAGUUGUGCAGAAAAGCAUCCGUGCCGCCCAAGAGCACCUGGAGCGCAUGAGGGCUGUAGAGGACGCUGGAGAUCCAGGAAAGCUGCUCGGGGAAGGUGGCGACACCGGGGAGCUCGUUCCAGGAAACUCUCUGGUGUUUGCAGCGAUGGAGCUGCUGGUUUUCAUCUUGGUGCGUCACUUGCCGCAACUGAAAGAGAAGGAUAGCGAUACUGUCAGACAUCCAGCUCAACAUCUGUCAGAAGACAGCAGCCGUCUGGUGGCCGCCACAGUCACAGCCCUGGCAGAGCUGCCGUCUCUCUGCUCGCCUGCAGGAAGUAUGACCAUCCUGCCCACGGUUCUGUUUCUCAUCACUGGGGUUCUGAGAGAGACGGCGGCAAAAACAUCCGUCCCGACGCUUGUGUCUGCGGCUCUGCAGGGCAUUAAAACCCUCCUCAGCUCUCCUCCGGCAAGAGUUCAGAAGACUCAGACGCAGUGGAGUGAUUUGGUCCGGAGCAGUUUGGCCACAGUACUGGAGUACUCGCAACCCGACGUGUCUGGAUCCAGUGCGGAUGAAGUCAGUUUGCUGACAGCCAUCACACUGUUUUUGCUGUCAGCCAGCGGCGAGCUGGUCGGCGUCUCUGUUCUUCAGAAAGGGUGCUUCGACCGUUUCAGACACGGACUCAAUUCAACUGAACCCCUGAUUCAGGCUCGCUGUUAUCAGCUCCUGCUGUCCGUCUUCCAGCAUUCCUGCCGCAGUCUGUCCGUGCCGUACAUCCACACGUUAGCACCGGUGCUGGUGGAGAAGCUCAAGGCCGUCGAGCACAGGCGACCGUCCACACCUGCUGAGCUUCAGGCCGUGCAGGAAGGGGUUAAAGUGUUGGAGACCCUUGUGGCCAUGGGAGAGGAACAAAACCGAGUUCAGUUAUUGGCUCUGUUGGUGCCAACCCUUGUGUCGUACCUUUUGGAUGAGGCAGCGUGCUCCUCAGCCCCCGCAAGCUCAAAGGGCCUGCACGAGUUUGCUCUUCAGAACCUCAUGCACAUUGGACCCCUGUACCCAGUCGCUUUCAAGACUGUUAUUGGAGCGGCACCCGAGCUGAAGACCCGCCUUGAGAGUGCCAUCAGAUCCAGACAAGCCAACAGUAAAGCCAAUGCUAUGGCCAGACAGCCCCAGCAGAUGGUGCAGGCCACACCCACCAUCAAACUUAAGACCAGCUUCUUCUAGACCCUCUGAAUGCCUCUGCAUGUUAUUUCAAGAUUACAGUGAAGUUGUGAUGUGCUUUAUGAUCUAGUGAAAAAUAAGGCAUGAUGUUUGCUGUAUGCCUUUGGGUAGUUUAAAUCAAUGAAUGACACCUGUCACAUGAAGUUACUAAAUACUCCAAGUUCUCAACUGUUAUUAUAUGUUAUUUUUAUUAAGAUCUAGCUGAAUAAGUACUUCUGUGUUUUACUGUCUUACUCUCAUCUAGUUUUAAAAAGCUAUUUUAUUUUUCUUGAUUAAUGAUUCUUCUACUAUUGAUUGAUAUUUGUUCAUAAACGCACUGCGUUGUCUUGUUAAUCUAAGUGGUAAAUUAGCCUAUUAAAAUGUAGUUACGGUCUCUUGAGUAUUUAUAUUUGGAUGUUUUAAAGCAAAUCACUGUGAGGAACAGCACAUUUUUUUGUAUUGUUGCCUAUGCUUUUAAUAAUCUGAUUGUAACGGUUACUUUUGGCUGUUAUUGUUACAUUAAACAUCUGGAAGUAAUGUCGCUAUUGCAGAUUUCAGAGCAGAGAGUGUGGACAUUGAAAAACCUCUCCAUCAUGUGUGAUAAACUAAUAAUAAAACAAGCGAAAGUGUAUGAAGACUUCACACAAGCUUUUUUCUUUAUGAGCUUAAUUACUGCAUUGGUAUUUAUAAAUGAUAUUCAGAUUUUACAGGUUUGAUGACCAAAUCUUCAAAUUUUUAAAUCUUUUCAUCACUUGAAUAAAAUGAUUUAUCCAGCUGUC